Papilio xuthus (Asian swallowtail) is the source of this 1435-nucleotide messenger RNA. RefSeq names its product reticulocalbin-2. Gene Ontology annotation, cellular component: endoplasmic reticulum. The transcript has 7 exons. The record is from RefSeq and is a predicted model, not a curated record. The coding region runs from base 174 to 1154 and encodes 326 amino acids. Gene Ontology annotation, molecular function: calcium ion binding. Lineage: Eukaryota; Metazoa; Arthropoda; Insecta; Lepidoptera; Papilionidae.
CUUUGGUUCAUCCCUUGAUCUGUCAAUUGUCAGUUCUUGUUUUAUUUAUCUUGUUCCGGCCGAUGGUUGAAUGCUAUUUAUAAAAAAUAAAAGAAGUGAACUAUAAUUUGCAUAACAAAACAUUUUAUUGAAUCGGGGCACGAAAAUAGGCCAGACAGAAGAAGUGCAGAACGAUGGUUUAUAAAUGUGUUUUAUCGUUUUUGUUAAUAACUCCUUAUAUAUUACACUGUACCACGGCCGCAGUUCAUAGCCACAAUAUCGAUACAAUUGAAAGAGAAUCCGAUGGUAGUUACCGCGCGCGAGACUACGACCACUACACUGACGCCGGUCACAACUUGGAGUUCGACCACGAAGCGAUCUUAGGCAGUGUAAAGGAGGCGGAGGAAUAUGACAAGCUCAGCCCAGAGGAGUCGCAGCGGCGGCUGGCUAAGCUGCUGCCUAAGAUGGAUCUCAACGGAGACCAGUACAUUGACCGCAAGGAACUUAAAAAAUGGAUCUUGAACUCCUUUGCUAAGUUAUCUCGGGAAGAAGCUCAGGAGCGACUACUGGAGGCAGAUGAGAACAGCGAUGGUCUAGUGACAUGGGCAGAGUACCUGCAUGAUACAUUUGGCGCAAACGAUGAUGAAGAAGUGGCUCCUGAUGACACCGGAGAUACUGGCAUGCUUGUGCGUGAGGAGAAGAAAAUGUGGGCACUUGCUGACAAGAAUGGGGAUGAAAUGCUGGACCUGGAAGAGUUUGAGGUGUUUUCUAAUCCUGAAGAGCACGAGGCGAUGCAACCGUUCCUGGUGAGCCAGACGAUCCGCGAGCGUGACCACAACAGUGACGGACGGAUCGACUUUAAGGAGUACUUAGGAGAUAGGGCGGCUUCACACGACAAGGCGUGGCUGGUGUCGGAGCAGGACAAGUUCUCUCACGAGCUGGAUCUGGACGGCGACGGCGCGCUCGAUGAGGACGAGGUGCGCCGCUGGAUCAUACCAGACAACGAUGAAAUAGCGGAAGAGGAGGUGGAGCAUCUGUUCGCGUCAGCUGAUGACGACCACGACGAGCUGCUGUCGUUCCCCGAGGUGUUGUCUCACCAGCACGUAUUUGUGGGCAGCGAGGCCACUGACUAUGGAGACCAUCUCCUCGGAGAUCGCUUCGAUGACGAGCUGUAGACCGACACAGAACUUCCUGCCAUUUGUGAGUCAACAUUCAAUUACGUGUAGUAAAAGAAUCAUUAGGUUGAUUGCAUUUUAAUUAAUCAACAUUUAACUUUAUAUAAGUAGUUAAAUAAACAUACAAUAUCGGUUAGUACAACUGAAUAUUGAUGAACUUUUCUAUUGUUUUGAUUGUACUACGAUAAGUUAUUUAUUAUGAAUUAAUGUAAAUUGUUCUAACUGAAUCUCUAUGUGUUAGUUUUCAAGUUCAUCUUGGAAUCUUAUCUUGCCAAAUAUGU